Molecule: messenger RNA, 261 nt
Organism: Macrosiphum euphorbiae (potato aphid)
Lineage: Eukaryota; Metazoa; Arthropoda; Insecta; Hemiptera; Aphididae
Source: the annotation of a GenBank genome assembly
AUGACACCAUUAGGACGACAUUAUCAUAUCCCUCCGACGGUUACGGACCCCGUGCGAGAAAGGGUUCCCCGUGCGGGAAUACCGGUUGCUAUAGACGUAGAAAUGGAGAGAGAGAACGACAACAAUGAAAGAAGAGGAUUCCUUCUAUUUGGCUUUGGUUCCCACCGUCUGUGUCAAGGGCGGUUAGUCGUCUGCCGUCGCGUCUUCCUAAACUGUCUUGCCACUCUCAGUGUAGUUUUCGGUGCGUUCUCGGCUCGUUAA